AUGACGCAUAAAAGGCCAAGAGGACACUUAGCAGGAGGUGGUCCAUGCAGUAAGGCAAGCCCCAACUUCUCUUCCUUCGGGAACCUCUCCAGUGCCACUGCCAUCACUGGCAACCCCAUGGUCCGCGCCCAUGGCAAGAAAGUGCUCACCUCCUUCGGGGAUGCCGUCAAGAACCUGGACAACAUUAAGGCGACCUUCGCCCAGCUGUCCGAGCUGCACUGCGACAAGCUGCACGUGGACCCCGAGAACUUCAGGCUCCUCGGUGACAUCCUGAUCAUCGUCCUGGCCGCCCACUUCACCAAGGAGUUCACUCCCGAAGCCCAGGCUGCCUGGCAAAAGCUGGUCCGUGCGGUGGCCCACGCUCUGGCCCGCAAAUACCACUAA
Messenger RNA from Nipponia nippon (crested ibis), 384 nucleotides. Lineage: Eukaryota; Metazoa; Chordata; Aves; Pelecaniformes; Threskiornithidae. The record is from RefSeq and is a predicted model, not a curated record.